AUGGAAGAUCUUGUCGAAGCCUUUCCAAUGCUUUCUGAGGCCAGAGCAUGCAUAGUCCAAGGGGAAUUUGAGCACGGGAUCGAGAUAUACAGCGAAAUUCUCAAGGAUAUGAAUCCCGACGACGAAAGGAUUCCCUAUCUGUAUAUUGAGUAUGCGGAUGCUCUUGUCAAGAGUUCCAACAUGUUUUUUAUCGAGGAGAUAUCCAAGAUUAGCGGAAAGAAAGGAUUAAACCUGGAGGAGAGAAAGGUGGCGGAGGAUGAUCUAGAGAUCGCAUGGAACCUGCUGGAGAUAUGUAAGAAUGCAUUUAGCAUAUUGAAGGAUUACUCGAUGCUGGCAAGAACAAGGUUUCUGUUGGGGGAGAUCUGUUUGUUGAACAACGAGUUCCGGAGUGGUCUGCACGAAUUUGUUGAGUGUGUUGCGGUGAUGGACAAGAUAUACGAGAAAGACUGUUUUAAGUAUGCAGAUGUGUACCAGUCUCUUGCAAACUGCUACGAGUUUCUGGAGGACUUUGAAAGAGGAAGAGAGUAUUAUGACAAAGCAAUAGGGAUAUACAGGGCUGAGCAAGAGAGAAGGGAAUCUGAAGAGGAGAAGAACGAAAUCUGCGAUGUGAUAACGGAGCUUCUUCAAAAGGCGACUGAGCUGAAGUAUAAGAAGGAAAAGCUUGAGAACACAGAUCUACCUGACGAGCCUGAAUCUGAUGAUAUAUUCAUCGAUAUAAAUGCUUGUAAACGCAAUAAAAAAUAA
Messenger RNA from Encephalitozoon hellem ATCC 50504, 744 nucleotides. RefSeq lists its product as uncharacterized. The transcript has a single exon. The record is from RefSeq and is a predicted model, not a curated record. Gene Ontology annotation, biological process: CENP-A containing chromatin assembly; DNA replication-dependent chromatin assembly. NCBI's taxonomy places the organism in Eukaryota, Fungi, Microsporidia, Unikaryonidae. Gene Ontology annotation, cellular component: nucleoplasm. The coding region runs from base 1 to 744 and encodes 247 amino acids. Gene Ontology annotation, molecular function: histone binding.